Oryzias latipes (Japanese medaka) is the source of this 2967-nucleotide messenger RNA. RefSeq names its product DEAD (Asp-Glu-Ala-Asp) box polypeptide 54 (gene ddx54). Lineage: Eukaryota; Metazoa; Chordata; Actinopteri; Beloniformes; Adrianichthyidae. The record is from RefSeq and is a predicted model, not a curated record. Gene Ontology annotation, molecular function: RNA binding; ATP binding; RNA helicase activity. Gene Ontology annotation, cellular component: cytosol; nucleus.
ACACAAGGCAGCAGCGAAGAAGACAUUCCCACGUGUUUACAACAUGUCUGCGGGCUGAGUUGCGUUGAAUUUAGAUGAAGUUUUGUGUAUUCUGCCUUGUUAUCUCGUAGUGGUAAACCCCCAGUAUCACGCUGCCGAAGAAAACGACAGUAAAACGAAAAAAUGGCUCAGCGAAAGAAGAAACUUACGAAGAAAAAGAGACACCAUCCAGCUAACAGAGAACCGGAGUCUGAAUCUGACGGAGACUUCGAGCUGGCAGCUGAAGUUAAAGACGAUGAAUCUCCUGGGAGGAAGCUGCUGCGGUUCCCGUCUACUGCAGACUGCACAUCAGAUGUGGAGCCGGACACCAGGGAGCUGGUUAGAGCCCAGAACAAGAAGAAAAAGAAAUCUGGGGGCUUUCAGUCCAUGGGCCUGAGCUAUCCUGUUUAUAAAGGUGUCAUGAAAAAAGGUUACAAAGUUCCUACACCCAUUCAAAGAAAGACUAUCCCGGUGAUUUUGGAUGGGAAGGAUGUGGUAGCCAUGGCUAGGACAGGCAGUGGGAAAACUGCUGCCUUUCUUGUGCCCAUGUUUGAAAAACUGAAGGCCCCUCAAGCCUCAGCAGGAGCCAGGGCCCUCAUUAUGUCCCCUACCAGGGAGUUGGCCCUACAGACGAUGAAGUUCACGAAAGAGUUGGGAAAGUUUGCUGGCCUCAAGACUGCUUUGAUUCUGGGUGGAGACAGAAUGGAGGAUCAAUUUGCUGCUCUUCAUGAAAAUCCUGACAUAAUCAUUGGUACUCCUGGUCGUCUCAUGCACGUGGUAAAGGAAAUGAACCUGAAGCUGCACAGCGUGGAGUAUGUGGUCUUCGAUGAAGCUGAUCGGCUGUUUGAAAUGGGUUUUGCCGAACAGCUUCAGGAGAUCAUUCAGAGACUCCCAGACACCAGGCAGACUCUCCUGUUCUCUGCUACUCUCCCCAAACUGUUGGUGGAAUUUGCCAGAGCUGGGUUGACAGAACCGGUCCUGAUUCGUUUGGAUGUGGAUUCUAAGCUCAGCGACCAAAUCAAGCUCUCCUUUUUUCACUUGCGUGUGGACGACAAACCCGCAAUGCUGCUACACCUCUUGAAAAAUGUGGCAAAACCCCAGGAACAAACGGUAGUCUUUGUGGCCACCAAGCAUCAUGUUGAGUACCUCAGAGAGUUGCUAUCUUCAGAAGGCAUCGAGUGCGCCUACAUCUACAGUGCUCUUGAUCAAACUGCCAGGAAGAUCAAUAUUGGUAAAUUUGUGCACCGGAAAGCUAUGGUGUUGAUCGUGACAGAUGUUGCUGCUCGUGGUAUAGACAUACCCAUGCUGGACAUCGUCAUCAACUACAACUUCCCAUCCAAGCCCAAGCUCUUCUUGCAUAGAGUCGGUCGUGUGGGACGUGCUGGUCGCAGUGGCACCACCUACAGCCUGAUAUGUCCUGAUGAGAUGCCUUUUCUCUAUGACCUCCAUCUUUUUCUUGGAAGGCCUGUGCAGUUUGCUACACUUGACCACACACAAGAGUGUGAUGGCGUGCUUGGCAGAGUCCCUCAGAACAUUCUGGACGAUGAAGGUUCCAAUCUGAUCACAGCUCAUGAAAACUCCCUGGACCUACAGAAUCUGCAUCGUGUCUCGGAGAACGCAUACAAGCAGUACCUCAAGUCGAGGCCCAACCCCUCUGCAGAGUCCAUCAGACGAGUCAAAAACCUGGAUCUGUCCUGCAUGGCUGUUCAUCCGUUUCUCGGUUGUGGUCUGGAGAAAAUGGAACUCGAGCGUCUUCAAAUAGUCGAUGCUAUCAAAGGCUACAAAUCUAAAUCAACCAUCUUUGAAAUCAACUCGAACAGUAAGACAACUGCCAGUGAGGUGAUGCGAGCGAAACGCUCCAAAGACACACCUUUGAUGGACAAAUUCAGCAAACGGAAAGAGGAUCUGGCUGCAGAGAACAAGCCGCAGCUGGUCGUCGCCUCUGCUAAUAAUGGCGACUCUACACAGGGAGCAGACGAGGAGGAGGAAGAUCUGAAGGGUGUGUUUUCUGAGGUUUUAGGCGGGAAAAGAAAAGGUCCACAGAAACACGAAGAGCAUCUGCAGAACAAGAGAAGAAAGCAAACGGGCAAAGAUGAAGAGUAUUACAUCCCUUACAGACCGAAAGACUUCAACUCUGAGAAAGGCUUAAGCCUCGGUGGAGAGGGCAGUAACUUUGAGCAACAGGCUUCCUCUGCUGUUCUGGACCUUAUGGGAGAUGACAGUAACCAGUUAAACCAGCACAAAAAAAUAAUGAAAUGGGACCGGAAGCGGAAGCGCUUUGUAACAGAAACAAGAAAAGAGGACCACAAGAAGAAAAUUAAGACUGAGAACAACAGAGUCGUUGUUAACAAGAAGAACAGGAAGAACUUUUAUGAAGAGUGGAAGAAAAAGUACAAGGUGGAUGAUGCAGAUUCUGGAUCAGAGGGAGAAACAGGAGGAGGAGCUGGAGGUCGCGGCCGAGGUCGCCGGGGACCGACCUCUCGCAGGACCUCUGCAGGAUCAGGAGGUCGCAGAGUACGCUCAGAGCUAAAAACAAGUGCUCAGAUCCUAAAGCAGCGCAAAAUCAAAGACAAGCAGAAGUUCUUGCAGGGCGGUGGGAUGAAAAAAAUCCGCGCUAAGAACAAGAAGUGGGUCGGAGAGGUGAAGAAGGCAGGCUUUGGUCGGGGCAGCCAAAAGAAGGGCAAGCUGAAGAAGAGACUGUGAGGGCGACAGAUGACAAUCUUUAGGUUACAGGAGAAGCUGUGGUGAAGACAGCGUUUUGGACUGUAAAAGUGCAUUUCAUCCUUUCAUUUUGACGCCUCCUUUGGUGUCAGCAGCUCAGACAGAAUGUUUUUAAAUGUUGACACAGCAUCUGUUCUGUUAAUUACUGGAUCGCUACAUAAAACCCUUAAUUAGAAAAAAAUCAAGUGUGUCAUUGCCCUUUAUAUUGAAUAAAGUAUUUACUUGGCU